UUUUCUGUCUGCACGUGAAGCUCACACUACCAUCAUUCGCGCGUUCAAUCGUCAACUUCCUCGUUGCUUAGCUUUCUGGAAUUAAGCAUCGAUCGAAAGUCAUUCCUGCUCCCGCAAGCAAUCAUAUGUAAACUUCCAUACCCAUCUCUCAUUUAUAGAUAUUGAAUUCAUAUAUUUAUGGAUAUGGGUUUAAUUUAAAUCAUCAGAUUCCUGCAUGUGUUUGAUUCAGACAUUCGAGUUUGUUGAAAAUGUUUAAGCUUUAGGAUUACUGGAUCUGAAAUGCUCAGAUAUAUAUAUACACGGUCCUGAAUCUGGUGAAAGUAAAAUUCUUCUAGAGAUUAUUUGUGCUCAUCAACUGUUUGUGAAAAUGUCUCUGAAGUUUAUUUUCUUCACUAUUUUCUUCACAAUCUUCUUUACUGGUAAAUCUGAGCCUGUAGAAGAUAAACAAGCUUUACUUGAUUUCAUCUUCAACAUCUCUCACACUCGUCAAAUCAAUUGGGACAUGAAUUCAUCGGUCUGCACCAAUUGGAUUGGAAUCACCUGCAAUCGCGAUCAAUCCAGAGUGAUAACUGUUCGGUUGCCUGGAUUUGGCUUACUUGGUUCAAUACCCAUCAAUACAUUGAGCCGUUUAUCUGCUCUUCAGACUUUGAGUCUGAGAUCAAAUGGCAUAUCAGGUCCUAUUCCAUCUGAUUUCUCAAAACUUUCAAACUUAACUGCUUUCUUUAUUCAGUUUAAUAACUUCUCUGGACCUUUGCCUGAUUUCACUUCCAUGAAGAACCUAUCGAUUAUCAAUUUAUCAGAGAAUUCUUUCAAUGGUAGUAUCGAUCCCACAAUUGGAAACUUAACUCAGCUCAUAUCUCUGAAUCUGAGUAACAACUUUCUUUCUGGAGAGAUUCCAGAUCUCAACCUCCCAAUCCUGCAAGUUCUAGAUCUAUCCCACAAUAAUCUAUCUGGUCAUGUGCCUCGUUCUCUUCAAAGAUUUCCCAAUUGGGUAUUCUCCUCUAACAAUCUCCUCUCUACAGAAAUCUCUCCUAAUAUAACACUUACUGAACAUAGACCAAAAGAAUCCAGAAGGAGGAUAAGUGGACCUGCACUAUUAGGAAUCAUAAUUGGCAGCACUGUCUUGACUGCUGCCAUAAUUGCGAUCUUGAUGAUCAUUUGUUACGCGAAUAAAAGAAUCGAUGAAGGAACAGCUGCAAAGCCAGAAAAGAAAGAGAAGAAGCCGGUUGCCUCAGAUAAUCAAGAUGUGAAGCUCAUGUUCUUUGAUGGGUUUGGACUUGCAUUUGAUUUGGAAGAUUUGUUAAGGGCUUCGGCGGAGGUUCUUGGGAAGGGAACAGUUGGGACUACUUAUAAGGCUGCUUUGGAGGAUGGCUCGACUGUUGCGGUUAAGAGAUUGAAAGAUUGGAGCUUGAGCAGACGAGAAUUUGAGCAGCAGAUGGAUGUUAUUGGAAAUAUUAGACAUGAGAAUGUCGCGCCUCUUAGAGCUUAUUACUAUUCCAAGGAUGAAAAGCUUAUGGUUUAUGAUUUCUACUUUCUCGGAAGCAUUGCUUCGUUGCUGCAUGGAGCAAGAGGAGAUAACAAGAUGCCAAUGGACUGGGAAACGCGUCUAAAAAUUGCAAUCGGUUCAGCAAGAGGAAUCUCCCACAUCCAUUUACAAAACGGAGGGAAACUAGUCCACGGAAACAUAAAAAGCUCAAACAUAUUCCUAAAAUCAACUCAAUCAGUUUGUAUUUCCGAUCUCGGUUUAUCAGCAUUAACAAACACAACAAAACCGGGAGGUUACAAAGCCCCCGAAAUAGUAACAACAGCAAACAGACAACAACAAGCCUCUCAAGCAUCCGAUGUCUACAGUUUUGGUGUCUUAUUGUUGGAACUUCUAACCGGAAAAUCCCCCAUUCAAGUUGCAGGCGGAGGUGCAGAAGUGGUGCAGUUGGUUAGAUGGGUAAAUUCUGUUGUUAGAGAGGAAUGGACUGCUGAAGUGUUUGAUAUUGAACUUUUAAGGCAUCAUCAUGUGGAAGAAGAGAUGGUUGAGAUGCUUCAGAUUGGAUUGGCUUGUGUUGCUAAGAUGCCAGAUCAACGGCCUAGAAUGCCCGAUGUUGUUAAGAGAAUCGAGAGUCUCAAACGCGAUGAACCUUCGUCAGAAUAUGGAUCAACACCGAAUUUGACUCCACCACCACAGAUGAAAGGCAAUAUUGCUUCUUCUUCUUCAUAGGUAUAUGCUUAUUAUUUGUUCUGCAAUAGUAUAUUUACUUAUAGUAACAUUAAUGGCAUGUUUUGGUUAUUUUGUUUUUUUUACUCAUUGGUUUAGGUCUUGUGACCAUUAUAAGAUAAGAUAGAUAGACAUGAAAUUUGUUUCUCCUAGUAUCAUCAAGGUUAUGUCAAAGAUAUUAAUUAACAUAUGUUCAAUGAAAUGCAUUUAUAGUCAUUUGUCAUUCUUUUUUU
Molecule: messenger RNA, 2442 nt
Organism: Impatiens glandulifera
Lineage: Eukaryota; Viridiplantae; Streptophyta; Magnoliopsida; Ericales; Balsaminaceae
Product: probable inactive receptor kinase At4g23740
Exons: 3
Coding region: 368-2212 (614 amino acids)
Biological process (GO): protein phosphorylation
Molecular function (GO): ATP binding; protein binding; protein kinase activity
Source: RefSeq, a predicted model, not a curated record